AAUUCAAAUGUUUGACUAAAAGAGAAUGCUCAACGAUUUUUAUCAAUUUUGAAGUUUUCAUGGUGUCCCCGGGAUUCCUGCCCAAACCCGCAGCUGUGGCUGCAUACGUCGCUGUAAACAUUGAAAUUGAUCAUCAAAUUUAUCCGCAUUUUUGCUCAGGUUGCUAAGCCUAUUGGUCCACAGCCCAUCAGCCCCGUAAGAUCGCAACAACAGCAACCCCUCCUAGGGGCUUGGGGUUUCAAUUUUGCAUAAAUUUUCCGCUCCACAGCGCUCCGAAAGAUCGUGCAGAUCUCACCACAAAUCAAAAACCGAUCGCAUGCAGCUUCCGUGCCGUCAACCGCCGCCGACCCCCGUGUGAUCGAGCAGGGUCAAUCCCCAAGUCCCCAACAGAGAAUCCACCCGAGAGCAGCGAGAGAUUUGCUCUCCGGAAAGUUUAAAGCCCCAUUCAGAACAGCGUCGCGUCGUCGUCGUCACCGUCGUGCGCCGGCCGUCGCCUAAUGAGGAUGUUAAACAAGAGACCUACAAACAGCACCCGCGAGAGAGAAGGGAAAAAAAAGCUUAACGAGAGGAGAUCAGAUCCCGCGUGCAGUUCCCAAACAGAAUCAGUCUAUCGGUGACUGCGGUGUCGGAUCGUUCGUGUCGUGCCGUCGUGAACCCUCGGUCUUUCCCUGUGUCCGUACACUAGUGGGUCAGUUGGUUAGUUGGGACAAGUCGCAGUCGCAGGACCAGUUCUGGUGAGGGCCAUUAAGAUUGAUGCUUAUCGAUCGAAAUUAGAUUUGGGUGAUGUUUGGGACCACCUUCCUCGGCUGCGUCGGUUUGUUCUCCCCUGUGCUCUGUUUGUAGCCAGGAUCCUUCCCGGAUCGAUUCCCGUUUCCGAGUUGGUAUCUUUGAAAAAGUGCGCGCCCGCGUGUGUAUGUAGAUUAGAUAGGUGCACUGAUUCCUGUCCAUCGUCGUCGUCGUCGUCGUCGUCGCCGUCGUCGCCUGCUUGGGUGAAGUGCGCGUCGAUUGUAUCAACCAGUUUGCCCAGCUCCUAUGAUUGAUUUUGAUCGAAUGGCCGCUGCCGCCGCCGCCGCCACCGCCGCUAGAGAGUUUCUCGGAGGGGUCGGUCAGGUCCCUCGGUUGACCAACUUUUGGGCUGUUUGAAAGUGCCCAAGCCUUGAGAGUUUCAAAUUUACUUUCCUCGUGCGUUCGUGCGAUCGUGUGAAGUGGAAGAAGAAGUACUGCGGGGCAGCUGCAUAGCCUGCCUCGAUUAAGCGCAACAUCACGAUCUUUUCGAAAAAACAGCCUGUGUGUGUGAGUGAGUGAGUGAAAACAAUCGAGAAACCCAGGGUUCAACCAGAAGAAAACAAAUCAGUCGACAAGGCAUAUAAUAUUCUAAUAUCUUAAUCUGCCACACAUCCCAUCGGAAGUCAUCGCCAUCGGAUCAGCGAUCCACUGCUGCAGGGUUACAAUUAUGCCCCCAACAAGCGGGCCGCAACGACGAGGAUUCCUCCCAGCGCGAUUAAUUGGCACUUGUUCGCAGUAGCAGAAAAACAUUUUUUUUUUUAGUUUUUGUUCUCCCGACAUUAAAGCAAGGAGAAUCGAAAUUUCCUUCGACCUUCGAAUCCAGAGCAAUCGGGCGAAAAUGUCCCUGCUAUCGUCCAGCUCAUCGCGACCGCGCUCGCUGAUGGAAGCCCUGCUGGCGAAGAAGAUCGAAGCGGCAUCCCAGGCCGGAGUGCCCGGUUCGCCGAAUAACAAUGGUGGUGGCCCGGGAGGGUCCCGACUCAUCCGGACCGAUUCGAUGGACUCGAGCAGCAGCAUCGGGUCGCUGGUCCUGGGUGAGGACGUGUGCCGGUGCGACGACUGUCUGCUCGGAAUCGUCGAUCUGUACACGAUCGGACCGCAGGAGACGGCUUAUGCGAAGAAAAAGGUGAGUAACAAACACAAACGAGCGAGAAGAGAACGACGAGCGUAGCGAGAGACUUGAAUGGGCGAGCAAGCGACGAAAGUGGGAAGCUUUCGCUGAGCGGAAAGCUUCGGCUACUAGCCGCCAGGUG
This is a messenger RNA of Ochlerotatus camptorhynchus, 2036 nucleotides long. RefSeq lists its product as uncharacterized. The transcript has 3 exons. NCBI's taxonomy places the organism in Eukaryota, Metazoa, Arthropoda, Insecta, Diptera, Culicidae. The record is from RefSeq and is a predicted model, not a curated record. The coding region runs from base 1625 to 1954 and encodes 109 amino acids.